Messenger RNA from Symbiodinium sp. CCMP2592, 858 nucleotides. The record is from the annotation of a GenBank genome assembly. Lineage: Eukaryota; Dinophyceae; Suessiales; Symbiodiniaceae.
AUGGAAGAUCGGCUGACCGUGCCGGCCUUCCGACAGAGGCUCCUGGCCCCAAACGGAGGCGGCCUGGUACCCGAGGAGGCCUCCUACGACCAGCUUGGCAAGCCGGAAGAACUCCAGUUGGUGAUCCUGCCCUGCGGCCACGGCUCAGAGGAGCAGCUCUUGCAUGCUGCAGACAAAGGCGACCUUGCCUCACUCAGCCAGCUUCUCGAUCUUCCAGCGGAGCCGAACUGUCGGGACUCGCAGGGGAAGACGCCCCUCAUGAAGGCAAGUGCCAAAGGGCAUAUGAAGAGUGUGCAGCUCCUGCUGAAGGCAGGGGCAGAUGCGACCAUGGCCGAUUUCUCUGGGACGACUCCAUUGAUGGUAGCCUGUGGGCUCGGUCACCCGGAAGUUGUUCGCUGCUUGGUGGAAGCAUCUGCGUCGAUCGACGAGCCAGAUCAGCAUGGGAAGACAUCACUCCAAGUUGCUGCAGGCGAAGGCCAUCUUGAGGUCGUGCGCUACCUUUGCGAACAAGGGGCGGACAAAGAGACCUUCGACCAAAAAGGCCGAACGCCGCUCCACCGAGCAGUGGAUGGGGGCCGCCUUGAUGUGGCGCGAUUCCUCUUGGAGGCUCGGGCUGACAUAGACCAGCCAGACCACCAGGGCAGGACACCCAUGCACGAUGCGGUUCUUGCAAGCCAGACAGCGUUGGUCCAACUCCUCAGUGAGAGUGGUGCUGACAAGCACAAGCGAGAUGACCUUGGCCGAACACCCAUCUACGAUGCCGCCUGCAGUGGAAACUGGCACAUCGUCACGUACCUGAUCCAACGCGGCGUGGAUGUCGACGCCCGCGAUGCCGAUGGCAGAAGCGCUCUUUUCGUC